AUGUCUGCUUCGCGCGAGUCGAGCACGACUUCUGCCUCGUCGCCGAGCGAGGACGCGCCGAGCGUCGAAGCGCUAUUUCUGAUCCGCUUCGACAAGAAAGUCGGGUACACUGUGAGUUGGAAACGCACCGCGACGCCGGAUAUCGAGCUCGAGAAUGCGGUGGAAUAUAAAUCGUUGCCGUCGGGAUUGCAUUCUGUGCAGAGCGAUCUCGUGUACUUUACGCAUCAGGGAUAUGCUGGGCUGAGCGCGUUUGCGAAAGGCGAGGCGGGGGAUGAGGAGCGCAAUGCCAAGUUCAUUUCUGUAGGGGUGCUGGUGAAGAAGGAGGGCGAGUUUGGGCGGUUAGGACGGGCGUGGUUGCUUGCGGGGCGGUUGGAGAAAAUGGCUGCAGCGCUGGCCGAGGAUGCGGACACGGUGGCGCCGUUGGAGGAGUUUUGGAGGGAGCAGGUUGAGAGGAGGGGGUAUAGCAGUGAGGAUGGGGAUGGGGAGGGGAAAGGGUAUAGUAGGGAACGCGCCAUUUCGACGGUCAGCGCGGCGCUCAAGGAUGAGGAGAGCUUGCCGGCGUAUCAUCCUGCGCUGUCUAUCCAGCGGUUUCUGGAUGUGUUUGGGCCAUUGGUGUUUCGGUUGCAGCAGGCUGCGCUGUUGAGGAAGAGGAUACUGUUUGUGGGCAUUCCGCCUGUCAGGACGGCUUGCGAAUUCGUGUACAAUCUCUCCAUCCUCUCAAGCAUAUCACCACGCGACACCGAGCUCCUCACGCCCGGCACGGAAGAGCUGUUGCGCCUGCCCUGCCUCUUCUCGGUCGGUGUACAUGAAAUCCCAUACCUCGAAGACCUGAGCAAGCCAAAGCAUGGCAGACAUACUCCAGGUGACGAGACGUUGGCUGGAUGGGUGGCAUGCACGACGGAUGAAAUCAUCACCACCAAGACCAAGCUGUACGACAUCAUCGUCGAGCUCCCACAUACAUACGAUGCGCCACCGCAAGAAAGACGCUGGCCACGGAUACGGACGAGCGACGGCAGUCUGGUCAAGGCUAGCCAACGGGAUGUUUCACGCUACAAAAUGCUGCAUAGGGAGUUAUACAAGCAUCGUAACCGGUCACAGACAGCACCUGAAUCGUAUAGAGACGAUGAAGACGACGACACGGCACCGCUACUGUCACACGACGAGGUGUUGGGCCAAGGCGCCGACGAUGACUUCAACGAAGCAUACGACGAGACAGUUGUUGAGCCAAUGACUUGGUCACGGCUUGCAUACAUGGGCUACAUGUGGUGGGCAUCCGCGGGCGAGAGGGAUGCAUACGCAACUGCAGAGCACGAGGCGGAUCGCGAGCUCAUUGGCGACUUGGCCGAGUACUCUCAGUCGUUGGAAACAGCAAUUAUCGCAUACUUUCACCGCCAGUCCUCGCUACUCAUCCAGUCUCUGGCGCAAAUCAUCGAGGCCGACGAACAGGGCGAGCGCGACUGCGACGACGACGACGAUGACGACGGCAAGGCACUGAUUAUAGACCAGGACGACCUGUCACGCAUGGGACUCGAUACCUGGUCAGAAGCGGACCGGGCGUUUGUGCAGGAGUUUGGCAGUCUCUACUUUGGACGCACUGUUGGGGUCAAGGGCAGCGAGAUUGACUGCUGCGGGUUGAGGGUGCCUGUGUUCUAA
Molecule: messenger RNA, 1653 nt
Organism: Bipolaris zeicola 26-R-13
Lineage: Eukaryota; Fungi; Ascomycota; Dothideomycetes; Pleosporales; Pleosporaceae
Exons: 3
Coding region: 1-1653 (550 amino acids)
Cellular component (GO): lipid droplet
Source: RefSeq, a predicted model, not a curated record